Messenger RNA from Hibiscus syriacus, 571 nucleotides. RefSeq names its product protein yippee-like. The transcript has 5 exons. Gene Ontology annotation, cellular component: ubiquitin ligase complex. Lineage: Eukaryota; Viridiplantae; Streptophyta; Magnoliopsida; Malvales; Malvaceae. The record is from RefSeq and is a predicted model, not a curated record. Bases 21 to 410 code for a protein of 129 amino acids.
AUCUGGUGUGUGGUUUACAGAUGGGGAGGUUAUUUGUGGAGAAUCUUGAAGGGAAAGUCUAUAGCUGCAUGUACUGCAAAAUACAUCUUGCACUUGUUGAUGAUAUUGUUUCCAAGUCCUUCCAGAGCAGGCUUGGGAAAGCAUAUCUCUUCAGUAAGGUGGUGAAUGUUUCUUCUGGGGAGAAGGAAGAUAGAAUGAUGAUGACAGGGUUGCACACUGUAGUGGAAAUCUUCUGCAUUGGGUGUGGAUCAAAUGUGGGGUGGAAAUAUGAGUUUGCCCAUGAGAAUGACCAGAAGUACAAGGAAGGAAAAUCCGUAAUUGAACGGUUUAAGGUGUCCGGUCCUGAUGGAAGCCACUAUUGGGUUAGCCAUGAAACACAUGUUGGUGGAAGUGAUGCAGAUGAUGUUUGACUAAACCGAUGAAUUCCAAUUGUACAUUCUUUUACCCCCUAAAAUCUCUCAUUCAAAUAAUCUGAAUUCUUAAAAAAAAGGGCUUUCUUAUUUAAACACCUUCCAUGCUGUUAAAGAACAUAUGAUAGGAAAGAUUGAAAUCUUGAUUCUGAUUUAGUUAC